Messenger RNA from Cloeon dipterum, 2203 nucleotides. RefSeq names its product serine proteinase stubble-like. The transcript has 9 exons. The record is from RefSeq and is a predicted model, not a curated record. Gene Ontology annotation, molecular function: serine-type endopeptidase activity. NCBI's taxonomy places the organism in Eukaryota, Metazoa, Arthropoda, Insecta, Ephemeroptera, Baetidae. Bases 160 to 1779 code for a protein of 539 amino acids. Gene Ontology annotation, biological process: proteolysis.
CGACGGAAUCAUCGCAGGCAGGCAGCGGGGAAAGGAAGACUGCAGACAUUUCUCCUCGAGGUGGCUGCCGAUCGAGACUUACGCCGCUCCGCUCGCUUUCUUGCCAUGUCGUGGCGCGAGAACCUGCUGUUGUGACCGAUCCUUGCUCUCAGCCCCAAAAUGGUGUCCUCCGUACAACUGCUGCUGCUGCUCUGUGCCAUAAUCGUCAGUGUCCAAAGUGUCCGGUUUCCCGAGCGCCGCGACGCGAUCGACGACGAGCUGCAGGACAAACCCGUCGAGCCGUCCUCGUCGACGCAAGAAAAAGAGGAAGAAAACCCGCGCGACGCACGCCACCUCGGCCCUGGAGGCUUCCACGGCGGCCUCCUGGACGACGCCGUCGCCCCAGAGGACGCGGAUCCGUACAGGCACAGGGGUAGGGGCAGAAGGCCCUUCCCGCAGGACCAGAGUGUCAAGCAGUAUCAGCGCCCGAAUCGCGAUUACGAACUGCUCGUCGAUCUUCUGGUCCGAAAUGCCAGCCGCUGGGACGGCUUCAACGUCGACGGAUCCCCUGGACGCUUUCAGGACAGACUCGCCCAAAUGUUAAAUGAAAUGAUUCCGCAGUCAUGCUGGUAUCGCGGCGAAAAAUUCGAGUGCGGCCUGAGUUUGAGUUGCGUUUUGAGCAACAGCAAACCCUUGGACCUGUGCAGCGGCGGUAUGAUCUGGAGCUGCUGCGUGCCAUACUCGAAACUGACGUCUAGCAGUGAGGAAUCCACCCCUGCGGUUGCUGCCCUCGAAAAUGCCACACUCAGUUUCCUACUGAAUCAACCGCCACCAAGUAACAUGUUCAACAACUUCAACGAUCGCCCUCCGUUCUUCGGGGGCCCUGGGGGUGAUUCGCGGCCCCCGCCGUUUAGGCCGCCAAUGCAGCCGCCGGUGCUGCCGCCACCGUUGCCGCAGAGACCACCUAUUCAUCCUGUCCCGGAUUAUAUCCAUGACGACUACAACCGACCCUCGGGGCCAGGCCAGCUGAAUUACAGGGGUUGCGGAGAGCUCUACACCAGGAGCAACCGAAUCGUCGGCGGACACAGUACUAGUUUCGGCAGCCACCCUUGGCAGGCAGCCAUCAUUAAGUCGAGCUUCCUGUCUAAGAAGCUUUCUUGCGGAGGCGCGUUGGUCAGCAAUCGUUGGGUGGUGACUGCAGCGCAUUGUGUGGCAACGACUUCAAACAGCAAUUUGAGAGUGCGGCUCGGCGAGUAUGACGUGCGAGAACAAUCGGAGCGCCUCGCUCAUGAAGAGUACGCGAUCGAACGCAAAGAGGUUCAUCCUCAAUACAAUCCCACCGACUUCAGAAACGACCUUGCCCUUUUGCGCCUGGACCGCGAGGUUGCCUUCAAGCAGCACAUUAUCCCCGUUUGCCUGCCGAAUUUAAGGACCAAGCUGGUGGGCAAGCAGGCCACCGUUGCCGGCUGGGGCCGCACUAGACAUGGUGUGACGUCGGUUCCGAGCGUGCUGCAAGAAGUGGACGUGGAGGUGCUCACCAACGAUAGGUGUCAGAGGUGGUUCAGGGCAGCUGGAAGAAGGGAAACCAUUCACGACGUCUUCCUCUGCGCUGGAUACAAAGAAGGAGGACGCGACAGUUGUCAGGGCGAUUCUGGUGGACCACUGACCACGAGCGUCGACGGACGGCGAGUGCUGAUUGGACUCGUGUCGUGGGGCAUCGGCUGCGGCAGGGAACACUUGCCAGGUGUCUACACCAACAUCCAGAAGUUUGUCGGUUGGAUCGAACGGAUUGUUGCUUAAACGAGCGAAGACGAAUCAAGCAGAGUUUUCAAAACCAUCUGUGAUGUAUUUAUACCUGACACAGUUCAUAACAAUGAGUGAUCGAGGUGUUUAAAUUGUGCCUAAAAAACUGUACGAGACCGUUUGACUUUUACCUCAUGUACCAGUUUGUAAAUACCAACAUAAUUCUUUUGUAACACCUACUUACUCCGGGCGCUUUGUUCCGUUCCGUUCCGUCCCACUAAAGAGUGGAAAUUACCAGCAAAGUAACCAGUAAUACCGUACCGUUGUUUACAAACGAUUAUAUUUAUUUAAAUAAUUUAUUUUAGUAUUGGCCUUAUACUGAAAACAAUCGAAAUGUAAUCCAGUUAUGUUAGCUAAAAUUUAGACUAGGCAGAUUUACAACCUCUUUGUAUAAAAAUUAAACAUGUGUAAAUAUACAAUA